Molecule: messenger RNA, 3689 nt
Organism: Salvelinus sp. IW2-2015
Lineage: Eukaryota; Metazoa; Chordata; Actinopteri; Salmoniformes; Salmonidae
Biological process (GO): cilium assembly; endocytic recycling; protein secretion
Cellular component (GO): dendritic spine; synaptic vesicle; trans-Golgi network transport vesicle
Molecular function (GO): GTPase activity; GTP binding
Source: RefSeq, a predicted model, not a curated record
CACAUUUCUCAGCUCUAGGCAUUCAUUAGAUCAAUCCCUUGAGUCAGACACUUUAACCAACACAGAAGAGUUUGAGUCAUUCAAUAACACAAUAAUCCUCCAAAGUGGAGAAGGUGAAGAGAAACUUGAACCUGUUGUAAAUGAGUCAGAAUUGCAAGAUGAUAUUAACUCUACUGGUSCAGGCAAUCRGGAAACAUUGCACCAAAGAGAUGAAGAUGAGAACUUUGUUGAUCUGAUAGUUGAGGAAAAUAWUGUACUGGCAAAUAUAACUCAUUUUAGACAACCAGACCAUGUAGAAAGCUAUGAACCUGAACAAAGUGAGGAUAUUACCUGCUUUUUACAAUCAACCCCCUCAGACAGCUCUUUGGGUCAUGACAAAAGUGCUCAAUCAGAAUCCAGGAGAAGAAAGAUGGGUUCAACUCGCAGGAAUCCUAGAGGUAGACAUGAGGAGGAAGAACAUGGAGAGAGUAAGAUGCGUAGAUAUCGUUACCUUUAUGAUGAGGGAGAAGAGGUCAUAUUGGGAAAAGAAGAAAAGUUGGGCAUCGAAGAGACUGAGUUUGAAAUAUCUAUGGAGCCUAAAGAUAGCGCCAGUGUAKACGAGAAAGAAGGAGAGCAGAUGGAAAAGGAGAAUUUCCAAACAGAGRAAGACACAGAAAACAUAGAAGAGACAGGAAGGAGGUUAGAGUGGGACAUGGGAACAGUGGAAGGAUCUGGUGUUGAAACAUCGGAAGAGUCUCUGAUGUUAUUGGAACGGGAGCAUGGAGCAGRUGAGGAGAAGAAAGGAAUGGAAGAAGAAAGUCUGAUUGAACCCACCCCUUUUGAUMAAUACAUCGAUUCAUUUGGUAUUGCARAUCAAUUAUAUAACCAAGAGAAAGGYAACAUAUUCACUGUAGACUCUGUCAAUACAGAAACUGAGAGCAACAAUGAAGCAAGCAUGGCCCACAUAGUUGACCCAAGAGCGCCAUUCAGUGUUGGACUGGACCAAUCAGGAGACACUUUACUCAGGGAGGAAGAGGUUAGUGAUUUCACACUGCUUGUGAWUAAUUCUGAAGUGAGCAAGAGCAGCCAAAUAGCAUAUGACUGUGCUCUUACACUAGAGUCAGAUGACACUUUCAGCACUGAUCCCAAAAUCUCUCCUAGUCAACUCAUCCAAACUCCCUGUAUGGAAAUCACUAACCCMUUUCUCAACCCAUUAUUACCGCAGAGUAUUCAGGGGAAUGAGGAGGAUGCAAACACUGACCCCAAUACCACAGGGGGACUGGACACAUCAGAGGUCAUUUUACUCAGUGAAGAGGAAAUGAGUGAUYAUGUGCCGCUUGUAAAURAAGUGAGUGUCAGUAGCCAAAUKACGUGUGAUGAUAGAACUCUCACAACAGAGCCCUGCCAAACAGAUGAGGCUUUGAGCACUGAUCCCAAUAUCUCUGCUAGUCAACUCAACCAAACUCCAUACUCGGAUGAAAGCCAUAACUCUUUUCCCAAUUCACUCUUACUGCAGAGUGUUCAGGACCAAGGUGAUAAUGCAGCAAACACCGACUCCAAUCAGAGUCCUUCUCCAAGCAGGAGGAGAAAGAUGGGGUCGACUCGUAGGCAUCCUAGAGGUGUACAAAGAGAAGAGGAAGGCACAGAGGAGAAACAAGAAGGGGAAAUAGAAAGCACAGAGGAGAUAGAAGACARGAGAGAAAACAUGGAUGCAGUGGAAGGUUCUUGCAUGGAGUUUGAAAUGUUGAUGGAAUCUAAGGAUGGAGCUGGUAAUGAGAAGAAUGAAGGAGAAGAGAGAAAUGAGGAGACURUCCUGACUGACCUCAGCUGGUCAUUCAGUACUUCAAAUCAAGAGGGAAGAAACAUAGAGGCUGACAAUAUAGAAAGUGAGAGCCAAUCAAUUAUAAAGGAAUCAAUGGACACAAAACUCUUGCUUCUAUGUGAAUCAGAUUUCGCUGAGAUUAGGGAAACUCUUCACAACCCUGAUGUUCCUACUCUUGAGUCCCAUCUGACUGAUGACACACUGAUUUCAACAGAUAAAGUUAGAGAGGUGGAGGAGAUAGAAGUAGAAGUGAAAAUAGUAAUGGAGAGCCAGAGCAUCCAAACUCCCUCUGACGCAGCAGCUCUUACAGUAGAGGCCCAAGAGUCAGGUGACAUGGUKUKUAUAGACCCUCAUAUCUCUGCUAUUCAACUUACCCAAACAGCAGACAUGGAACAAURUCUGUUAACACAAAGUAAUAGCCCCAGUCUUCCUUCGAAAUCAUCUCUGUCUCUGAGUUCCCAAUCUCGCGAGGUUGUUGGUGAAUCCAAAGCUACAGGGAAUAGAAGAAAGAUGGGCUUUACUCAUCGGACACAGGGAGGACUCCACGCAGAGGAAGAGAAGCAGGAGACAGGAGAAAAUAUAACAGAGGCAGAGGUCAGAGCGGAAACCAUUGGAAAUCCAGAAGUCAAUGCUGUUUUGGAAAGAUUUCAAGAGGAGCGCAGGGCUGAAGCUGUCAGUCUGGAGGACCAACAGGAGAUACAGAGCACAGAGAAGGAGACAAUACUCAUAGAGGUGGUUGCCUCAAGCACUGUUUUGAGUGGAAAAGGGUCUGAACCAGUGGCUCCAGCUCCACAGCCAGGCCCUGGGAAUAAAAGAGGUCAAGAAAAGGCAGAGCGUGUGGAGAAGCCCCUGGGUACCUUCGGAAGCUCUGGCUCUAGUUCAAACCCCUACAACGUGGUGAUGGUUGGAAACAGCAGUGUGGGCAAAACCUCCUUCAUGAGGCGUUUCCAAAGUGGAGAGUUCUGUCUGCACCACGAUGCAACCAUUGGUAUUGAUACCUGUAUACAGUCUGUGACAGUGGAUGCAAGCCCAGUGACUCUACAGUUAUGGGAUACUGCAGGUCAGGAAAGAUUCCACAGCAUCACCAGACAAGUGUUCCACAAAGCCCAGGGUCUAAUGCUGAUGUAUGACAUCACUUCCUCUCAGAGCUUCUGUGACAUCUGCUACUGGGUCAAUUGCAUUCAGGAGGGGGCUCCAGAUGAUGUCAUCGUUAUACUCCUUGGGAACAAGAAUGAUUGUGCUGAUCUAGAACGAGAGGUUCAGACUCAUGAAGGGGAGAACCUUGCAAAGGGGUACGACAUGCUCUUUAUGGAGUGUAGUGCUGCAACAGGUGACAAUGUGACUCUGUCUAUGGAAACUCUGGCAAGGAUGCUAAAGCAGCUGGGUGAGCAGACAAGACAAGAAGAGGGAAGCUUGGUGUUGCAGAAAGAACCCCCAAAGAAGAAAUCAGGCUGCUGCUGAUCAAGGUGGAGAAGAUUGGUACAUGUCAUAAUCUGCAGCACAUACACGCACGCACAUACGCACCCACGUACACACACACAUGCAUUUGUGCCCUAUAUGCCCUUAUGAUUGUAUUUUUACUUCUAAAUGUUCUAUAUGUAAUAUAUCAGAUUUAAAUUAAAAAAACAUUUGUCAAUGCAUGCCAAAGCAUAUACUGUAGUGGUAGUAAUGUGACGCUUGAGAUGAUUCUCCCUUUUCUACUUCUUUCAAACACUGUUUGUGGGGGGGAAAUAUAUUUAUUCAAUUAUGAAGAGAUAUAUAUUCAUACCAACACUAUUUAUUUACAGUAGAUAGUGUCAUAUUACAAUUUAUUGUUGUGUUUCUUUUUGCUUGUAAAACAUCCACCUAUGCAGUUUAUACAAGCCUAAUAAAUACAUAAUACAUUCAA